Spodoptera frugiperda (fall armyworm) is the source of this 11191-nucleotide messenger RNA. RefSeq names its product GRB10-interacting GYF protein 2 (gene Gyf). The record is from RefSeq and is a predicted model, not a curated record. The transcript is spliced from 27 exons. Bases 206 to 4969 code for a protein of 1587 amino acids. Gene Ontology annotation, molecular function: protein binding. NCBI's taxonomy places the organism in Eukaryota, Metazoa, Arthropoda, Insecta, Lepidoptera, Noctuidae.
CACCGAACGUAUGUCCACGCUGUUUUAAAUAUAGCAACAUUUUGAUAGAUCUUAAAAAAAAUCUCAUACUUCACAAUUCACAUUACCUCCGGCGCCAUAUUGCUGUCCCCGUGCGUGCGUUUGAUAUUGAAUCACUCGGCAUUUAGCUGUUCCUGAGCUGCAGGUAUUUAAAUCGACCUAAUAGGCUUCUUCUUAAACGUGUAUAAUGGGUGACCGAAACAAUCCCAUAAAGUUUGGUCCUGAGUGGCUGCGCAACCUCUCCAGAGAGCGUAGUGCUAGAUCUAACAACAACCAUAACAUGAACCCCAGUUCAGGCACUUCACCAAUGGCUGGCUCCUCCGGAGGACCGGUGGGAGCCACAUCACCUAAUGCUAUGUCUUCAGCAGCAUCGCAAUCUACAAAUUCUACAACACCUUCAAAAGUCCUCCUUGCCAAACUUAGGUAUGGUCGGGAGGAAAUGCUAGCUCUAUAUGAUAGAAAUGCAGAGGCACCACCAGAGUUGAAGGGUAUUGAAACCUUGUACCAACCACGUGGAAAACAACCGGCAGCACUUAACAACACAUUUGAAGACGAUGUCGUGAGUAACAAGAACAUGCACAUAAGGGAUAACUUGCGAAGUGCUCCACCCAUUGGGCAUCCAUCCCCAUCUGGAGACAGAUUUAUAAUAGGACGUGGUGUUAGAAGUCUCUUUAAUGACGGACGCGGCAGGCCCCGCGGUUCAUACAUACGUCACCCAUCUUUGGGAAGGGGAGGGUUGUGGCAUAUGGGUCCGAGGAUGCCUGCGUUUAAUGUCGGCGUGGAUGAAGACGUUGGACCCAGUCCUCGUCCCUGGGUUAAUAACAGCCUUAAUGUCAGCAACAGAAAUAGUGGCGAUCAAACGGAUUGGUCCACUAAAAUGUACAGGAACAAAAGGCCAGGCAAUAACACCAAUUGGCGACAGACGCAAUCUACCAGCAGGGAUGAUGGAGAGGAGUGGCGGUCCUCGGAGCCGGGCAGAUCACGUCAACUUGAGAAAUGGGAUAGGGACUGGGGCGACAGACCCUCCAAUGACAAACCUCAGCCUUGGAACAAUAGGCGCACAUGGGUCGCUGGAGAUUCGCAAAAUAAUGAAGAAAAUUUGCCGGAAUGGGCCGUUGAGAGUGCGGAGUGUGGAGGCACAUUUGAUGCAUCAGGAGCCUUCCAUGGUUACAGUAAUGAUGACAGCAACCUGCCUAAACAGCAAGAUUCUCCGUAUCCACUAACAAGGUCUCACACCCACGGAGGUGUAACAAGAUCGAAAAUAUUAGAAGGUUCAGAGGAAUGGUGGGCUUCAGAAAAAGCUAAAAAAUUGUCACCGAAACGUUUUGACGCAAGCGAUCUCAAAUUUAAUAAAAAGCACGCUGGUACUGGAACAACUGAUGGUUCCAGUGCCAGUGGAACUAACAAGUCAGAUGCGAAUGAAGACCUCCAGGAGAUACCAGAAAAGUUGGAAGCUGAGCCAGAUGAGGAGGAGGAAGAAGGAGAGGCCAGCAACGCAAGCCAAGGUGAAAACCAAUAUGGCGACGAUAACGCAUUCUCAUCUGACAAGUUUACAGAGAGCAAAACGUUUGACGCACUCAUGAGGUCCGAUAUUGAUUUAGAGGAGGCAAGUGAUGAGCGGGGCAACUUCCAAUCUGUCCUCAUUAAUGCCAACAACAGUCUGCGUCAGAAGCAUCAACAUCUGGUGCCCUCUAUGAAGGAGGGUCCAGGGACAAUACAUAACAUGAAAGGACCAAUGAAAUCGAACCAAGACAUGGAUCUCAAUUCACUCAAGUCUGCUGAAGAAUUGCUUGUGGACAACAUAUUUGGUAUGACACUUGAUGACAAAGAAAUGCAUUCCACACAAUCGUCGAACUCAUUUUCCAAUUCUAGUAUGUCAUCGUCGAUACCACAAAAUCAAAAUAUGCCAAUGGGCAUGUCAAAUACUGCACUGCCUAACCAUGGCAUUGGCAUGGACAUGCACAUGAACAGCCAGAACUUACAAUCACCACCAGUGCACCACGCGGGCGGAAUGCCCCCCGUGGUAAUGAAUGCGAGUGGUAUGCAGCCAGGGAUGCCGUCAGGCAUGCAGGGAGGGUUACACAUGGGCGGUAUGCCUGUCGCUAUGCAGAAUGCUGGAUUUCCAUCACCCUUACAAAAUAUGCCAGGGAUGCCCUCAGGCUCUAUGCAAAAUUUGGCGGGAAUGUCCUCUGGUGGUAUACAGAACAUGCCAGGUAUGCAAGCGCCACGUGUACAAACUCCUGGAAUGCAGCCAGUUCUGCAAAACGUGGGUAUAACCAACUCUGCGCUCAACGCAUCGUUGGGCCUGCCCAUUGGCCCGAAUAUUGGACAACCUUAUCAAGGCAUGCCACAGCAAGUCAUACAAAAUAAUUCUACUCUGGGUUCGCCCGGCAUUGGUGUACUUGGAUCAUCAUCAAUGCAGAGUGGAGGGAACAUGCCUGGGUUCCCAUCUGGCGGUGGCAUGGGCGGUAUUUCUAAUAAUGGAAAUUCAUCUUUGUUCAUGUCACAAAAUUCUAAUAACACAUCGAUGUCUGCUGCAAGUGACAUGCCAAUGUCAAAUCAUUCGGGUCAAAAUAAUAUGAUGAUGAACUUAGGUAUGCAGGGAUCUCAAAAUCCAUUCGGCAAUUCUAUUUAUGCUAACAAUCCGAUGCCAGGUACGAGCUUAAUGGAUCAAUGGUAUUAUGAGGACCCUGAGAGGAACAUCCAGGGUCCAUUUUCUUCAAAAGAUAUGUACAGCUGGUACAAAGCAGGCUUCUUCAGUCCGAGCCUGAUGGUGCGCCGGGCUUGCGAAACUAUGAUGAGGCCAUUGGGUACCUAUGGGCCAGUUGUACCAUUUGCUCAGAUGGAUGUGAUGUCGCAGUUCCCAAUGUCCAGUGGGUUCGAUCGUCCGCAGGGUGGACACGACAAUCUGUUGAACUCGCAGUCACUCGGUCUUGAUGUCAUGAAUAUGGGUUCUAUGAAUUUACCCGAUAGUGCUCCCAUGGAUUUGCAAUUUGGAUCUGUGGGACUAUUGGCAAGCCAAAAUUAUGCCCAACCGCCAAUGGUGGAAUCGCUUUGGAGCCAAGGCCCGACAUCAUCUGGCGAUAUGAUGUGGAUGCAACAGCCGCGCAACCGCUCUGAAGCUCGGGUCAACAACCUCCCGAUCUAUUUCUGGCAGCAACAGCCCUCAGCCAUCAAUUCAAAUUCUCUCCUACCGGAGGAGAUUGCCAAGGAGAUGAAGACAGAAGAUCAGAUCCUGGCGCAGCUGCGUGCCACGCAGAACAUGGGCCCGCCGCCGUCGCAGCCGUUCAUGAAUGAGCUGCAGGGUCCCGCUCCGCCCACCGCCAGCGCCGAAGACUGCUUCCCUCCAAACGUCAGUGCGACUCCCAACCUGGAGGAAUUGCAUAAGCUCAUUCAGAAGGAGACAUUGACAGGCCAGGCCCCAGUCAACAACGUGCCUGAACCUGAGAUCAUUGAGCAACAGCCUCCGGUGGCGAAGCCUGUGAAACUGGAGCACAGUGUGAGCGACUCGAGCGUCAUCAUUGUGAAGCCGGUAACUCAGAAGAACGGUGCUGACCCGAAACAGCAGAAGCAGGCUAAGGAGGCCGACAAGACCGCAAAGAACAAGGAGAAUAACAACACGAAGAAUAAGAAUAAGAAAGCUAAAGAGGAAAAGAAAGAUGAAGUCGAUAAUAAAGUGAAGGAGGAGGAAGCUGCCAAGGUCGAGAAAAGAUCACAGGAACCAUCGCCGUCCAAGAGCAAGAAAGAAGAAAAAUCCAAUAAGAAAGACAUUGAAAAAGAGAAGAAGGAGUGGAUCAAGGAAGGCUUCACUAUUGUGAAGGGAGCGGAAAAGAGCUCAAAUAAGGAUAGUAAGAAAAAGGCGGAGGAAGCGCGCGCUGCUGAAGAGGCUGAGCGUAAGAGGAAAGAGGAAGAGAAAUUAGCUUCAGAGGAAGAAAAGAAGAGAAAGCAGUUGGAAACGGCUAAGAAGCAGCAGGAACAGCAAGCGCAGCAACAACAGCGUCAGGCGUCCGAGUCCGUUAUAAAGAAGGCACCGUGGUCCUCGGUCACUAGCCAAACCAUGCAAGCCACGAACAAGGACGGGCUCACGCUCGCGGAGAUACAGCGACUCGAGCGCGAGAAGAAACUAGAACAGAUGAAAGAACAACAGCAAAUGAUGCAGAUCAUUGCGCAACAACAAGCCGCCGCCCUUGCCCGGGAACAGGAAAUGCAGGCCGGACUGGGUUGGGCCAAGAAAAAGGGCAACAACAACCACACGCAGGGCCCAAGUUUAACUGAAAUCCAGGCGGAGACUCGCAAACAAGCCAUGGCUGCAGCUGCAGCGGCUGCUGCUGCCAAGGUCGUUGAAGAGGCUGAGGCCGCCGCAGCCCCACCGCAAACCAACCACGCCCCAUGGGCCAACACGCAUAACGGAGUGGGUGGAUUCUGGGAUACCCAGCCUAAAGACAAGGGCAACGAUGCUCCGAAGCCGUCUGAGUCGACCGGAGCCAAGUCUAAGAAGAAGCCGACUCUUACCACGCCACUGAAGAAGGACAUGGCUCCUUCGAUCGAGUUCGAGUCCUGGUGCACCAACGUGCUCUCUUCCUGGAGCUCAAAGAUUGAUGUACCAACAUUUGUUGGCUUCCUGAAGGAUAUUGAGUCACCUUACGAGGUGAAAGAUUACGUCAAAUGCUACCUGGGCGAGUCGAAGGAAUCCAACGAUUUCGCUCGCCAGUUCCUGGAGAGAAGGUCCAAACUUCUCCGCGUCGGAAUGGUGACGCCAUCUGAUGACCUAUGCUCCCCUGCCAUCGCGGUGAACCCGCGCACCACCUCCGGCUCUGACUACCAGGAGGUAAAGGGCAAAGGGAAGAAAUCUAAGAAGAAUAAGAUGCUGAAGGUCGACGUGCGCAUACUGGGAUUCUCAGUGACUGCCUCUGAAGACCGCAUCAAUGUAGGCGACAUCGACACCGUGUGAGGUAUCGGCGCCUACCCUCUCGUGUUCACUCUUAACUCGCCUUGUGAUAGCCCAUCGGAGAUAUAAACACUUGUGUCGACACUUAAUCUUAAUUCGUUCGAUGCCCCCGGGUGACUCGGCGUCGGCACCGCCCGCUGGUAUCCAUCGGGCCUGCUCGCGAGGCCGCGUCACCCCAUCGCACACUAACUCCCUCGAAUCAAUAAUACAGCGCGCUUACUCUCAAGCAGUCGACACUGUACAUAUUGUAGCUGGCGUUGACAAUACAACGUGGCACCGAGUAUUUCUUGUAUUUACGUCUUUUACAACUGCUGCAUGCAGUUACAUUAAUUUUUUUUCAAUGAAAUGAAUAAUAAUAUUAUUAUAUUUGAAUAAUAUUUGAUUUUAAAAAUUCGCCGUAUUGUUCAUAAGCAAUCAAUAAAUCCACUAUAGCUGUGGAAUGUUUAUUUAAUUCUUUCUGGUUACCAAUUUCGGAUACGACUGAUUGAGAACAUUCCAAAGCUAAACUAGUUUUAUUAUUGUUAUGGAUGAUACAGUUUUAAUUUAUUUACAUCGUAGUAAUACUUUGUGGCAUGUAAAGCUGUGUCGUCAGUGCCACCUAAUAUAUUUUUCUAGGUAUAAGUAUCAUAAGAAUUUGUACAUAUGUAUUAUUGAAUCGAGGCAUAUUACUGGCUGUCAAUUUCAUCUUCAAUACUUUUCUAAGCUGUGUAAAAUCUUGAACAAGGUUACCGAUUUAUUUUAAUUAUAGUAAUAAAGUGCAAGCAAAAUGUCUAGAAAUUAAACAUUCGCGUUACUUUCUAUAUACAAUCUGUAUUGUACAGGAUUAUUUAUAACUUACUAACAACCUCGCAUGACCGUAUUACUAACACUAAAAGCAACAAUUUUUGAUUUAUGACUUUUCAAAAGUCAUCAAAUUUUUGGGCAAAUAUUUAUCGUACAAAAAUUUUAAAGUUGAUUAAAUUAACGAUUUCUUUUGCUUCACAUGUGUGUAAUUUUAAACAAAUGUGAUGCAUACAAAUUAGAUUACAUAACAUUUAGAGUUUUUGAAUGAAACCCACUAAGUACAACCUUUGAUGCCAAAAACCAGCGAGGCUGCCCGACGCUGGGUCGUACGUGGCGGUCGAGUUUGGGAAAGGGUAACGCGAAUGUUAAAUUAUGGCGUAGUAAUAAAUUGUAUCUGCCAGAGUAACCAUUCGAGCCAGCUAGUACGUUGACCAUGGAAGCACACGUCAACUUUUCUAAACUAGAGCAUAAUAAACCACCGUAAUAUUGUGCCUUCAGUGUGUUCUGGCCAUUGAAUGAGUGAAGGAGUGUCAUCUUUGAAGCGUUUGUUUUGCGUCUUCAUUAAUAUUAAUAUUUUUCGCAUAUCGCAAAAAUGUGUUAUCUGUUAUACAAACACGUUCUUCGUCAGUUGUGAUUGCAAUUAUGGAGCAAUCACAUUAUGACAUAAAACGAUUAAUCUCAAUCCAAUGAAUUAUCAUAUAAAACCAAUCUAUUAAGAUCAACAAUAACAAAAUAUUCCUGUGUUGGUCGGAAUAGGUCAUAACGAUUAUUAUGUAGCAUAAUCUUGCAUGUGAAUGUGUUACAUUCAAAAGUUAAAUUAAAAUUUAAUUAAAUAUUUGUGCCGAUUCGCUUUGAUUGACGUGCUUGUGUGCUUAGGUUUAAGGUCGCCUGGCCGCACCUAAUGUUUCACCAUAGGUGUGAUACCUGGUAUCGAAAAUGAAAACCUGGAAUAACAUGCCACCGUAAGUUUACUACAUACUAUAGUCAAAUUAGGUCAAUUUUAACUAAGAUUAGAAGUAAUUUCUGGAGUUGUAAUUGUUUGUGAAAUUAAUGUGUGAUCUCUGAGGUUGCACUGUUCCUGCGUUCCUGCAUUCGAGAACGAAUGUAUGAUGCAUUCGUCUUUGAGUGCUUCGUUGUAGUAAAAUCGUGGAGCCACGUUAUUCGAGCUGUUGGUUUUUGUUACCAUGUAUCACACCCAUUCCUCACCUAUCUCUGCACUCUUUUAACAACGGUGUUACAAAUUCCUCAAUGUAAUCAUGGAACAGAUUCAAGUUGCUUUAGUGCCACUCCUCAGUGAGGAUCUUGCAGUGUUCUAGUCAAUUUCUACACUAAUAAAUAAAAUAAUGAAUUUCGUGAUAAUCCGUAAAUGAGAUUCUGGUAUAAUUACAGUAACUUCUGAAAUUAGCUCGAUUUUAAUGUUUUUUUUUAAUGAUCUUGAUUAAUUGUGUACAUUAGUAUAGCGGAUGUAUUUUCUAGAUUUUGGAAAAUACAACCGCGGGAUGCACACAAAUUAAUUCAGUAAAUUAACUAUCUUUAGUGAACUGAUGUGCAAUGAUUUUUAUCACAACUGCUUUAAACGAAAUAACUAUUAUGUAAUAUAUUUUGCGCUCAGCUCGCGUGGCUGUUUAUUUUGCUCAUUUAGAACAUAGUGGCUAUCUGUCACGUAAGUAAAUGCGUGCAAUGCAUUCCCGCUGCGUGAACGUUUCUCAUUAACGUUUAUUUAAUCGAUGGUGUUCAUUUUUUUAACAUUUGUGUAAUGUUUUAUAAUAUUUUCAGUAUGAAUUUCACUACUAUUGAUUUUAAUUCAAUGAAAUGAAUCAGUCGCAACUUUAUCUGCAUCCCUGCAUGAAAUUAUUUUAUGUGACAAUAAAAUUUGCCCCUGUAAAAUUGCUAUUCGAUGAAUUCAUUAUUUACUUUGUCCUGGUUUGCCUUCUCACUGAUAGUCUUGUAAAUUAUCAGAUCAUUGUUUAAAAUAAUGCUUUGAAUUAUUACUUAGGACUACACGAGGCAAGCUAGUACAGACUGAAUAAAUAGCUGUAAAAAUGUCCUAAUAUUAUUUAUUAAAACAAUUUAACGGGUAUGCUGUAUAUAUGUCCGUUUUUACGCCAGAAAAUUAACGCUCAGUAAUUAUUAUAUGUUAUUUUAAUUAGCCUUCGUCAACCUCGUCAUUUUUUUUAUUGCCGCCGGACCUUAGCACAAAUAUUAAUCCAUUCAUCCAUCCAUAACAGCCUUGUCUAUAUCCUCACUUUCCGAUUCUUGUUCUUGUCGAUGAUGUGUUCAAUGAUGCGCUCUUCGUGGUUCCUUGUAUCUUGCCUGAGCAAUUUCUUAAUUUGCCAUCGGAUCUUAAUCGUCUUCCUAGUUCUACAAGUUCUUAAAGCUUUUGGAAAUCUCCACCCAACCCAACAAGCCAGAUUCAUUUUCCUAACAAGAUGUUUGCCAAGUUCUUCUAUGCCACUGUUUCUAGUGUUCAUUCCCGUGUUCCCUGCAGUAUUCAGUAUUCUGGAUUUCGAUGUUAUUGUCCUGUGUGACGUUUGUUCUUCAAGACGGAGUCGUCUUUAUUUUCUUAUGUUAAUGCAUGAAGCUUGAACCAAGCCAUGGUCACUUCCCGUUGAGAAUUUAUUCAGUAUCGUUCUAUCAAAUAUUAAUUGUUCUAUCAUUCAUGUUGUUGUGCUCGUUCUUGUUGAUUCCAUUUGGCUGGUGCCAUGUCCAUUUGCGUUGUGGUAUUUAUGCAAAGUUGUUCAUUGCAGUCUGUUUUCUUAGCACAUAAGUAUCUUCCCAAGCAUUAAGAUUCGUGUUUGAAAGUAUUUCGUCGGAGGUUACUACGUGAAGGGUUUUUGAAAUGAUUUAUUAUAAUUUGUGUGGUAACAUUUUCUUGCAAUGUUCUGUACAUAUGACGACAAUAGGUUUGUAUACCUGAUGGGGUAGUGUAAUGUUGUGUAAAGUUCUGCACCUACUAAUAUUAAUAACUACUUCUUAAACGUCUAAUUUGUGUAUAGUUUGUUUGGCAGAAAUUGUUUAUGUCCGAUUUUUUAUUUAGUUUAAAGUUCGAACUACAUCAUAAGGAUUUUAAUAGUAUUUUAUGUAUAUAUUACAACCAUUUUAAAAUAUUAUUUAGUCGUUUUGUAUAGACUUUGUUUUUUAUCGAGCAUAUUUUGUAGUUAAUGUAUGACUUGCGGAUUUUUCUCUUUUUUAAUUUUCUAUUAACUAUGCGAUAUUACAGAGUUCUGAGGGCCUGUCCAUCACUAGUAGCAUGGCAAUCUCGGUGCGUCGUAUUUGUGUAACAAGAUAGCACGCGUGUUGUCCGAUAAAUUGGAGUAUGUUGACGACGUGUUUUUGUGUAGUUAGGCAAAGCUGUCAUACAUAUACAGUGUUGUGCAUGAAAUAUAGUGUCGUCUGUGUCGUAUACACACUACCGCACGUCGGCAGUUCGUGUGGCGACGGGGCUUGCAACCGGUUAUAUAAAGCCAGACGUGUUAUUUAACUUAUUGCCAUUAUCUUUGUCGUAAGAAUUUUAAGACAAUACAAAUUUGUCACAUAAUACUGUUCGUCGUUGCAUUAAACAGUAACAUUGUGAGUUUUUGGGAUCUCUUCGGGACGAAGAUCCAGGGGAUUGACAUACAGAGAUCGGAUAUUAUGAGGUUGAGUUGUAAAGCCAGUUAUUUUACUUUCGUCCUUAAGUCCUGGCAAAAGCUCAUCGUGUGUUUUAAUUGUUCAGAUUAAUAUUAUAAUGAAUUUUACUCAUUGGUGUAUUUUAUCGAAUGGUUAGUAGUUUUCAAAUAUUUCUGUGUGUAUUUGUCUCAAUAUGUACCAGAUUAAUAACAUUAUAUUAUAAUAUUGCAGUAAUCGUCAAAACGUUUUUCCAUAAGUGUAGUUUGAAAGACAUUUGUCUUUAUGAUAAUAUUAUGUACUUUAUGUAUUGUGUUACUGGAUAUCGAUGAAGUAAUUUAAUUACGCCACCUCACGUGAUACGUAGUCGACGUUAGACGGUAGAUUGGAGUUCACUUUACCGCCGUUUGCAUUUUCCGACAAUUUUAAAGUAGUGUUGUAGUAUUUUUCUUAUAUUAUGCUGAUUAUAAAUGUGUUUCGAUUUCAAAUAAUAGUAGAUCUAAAUAUUUGUAAAUAACACUCAAAUAUCUACAUGUUAGAUGUGUUACAAAUCAUUUUGCAUGAAAUGUCAGUUGGCUGAAUAAUUCCGACUAUUUGUAUUGUCAAUCAAAAUCAACAACUUUCUCCUGUUAUAGACGAGACCUUAACUCUGUGUGACUAUCUGAUACAAAUAUCUGUAUUAUCAAUUUACUCAUAUAAAACUAUAUUUUUAGAAUCUAUGAAUUAACAGUCACCGCGUAAUCCGGGGCUCAUAUUUUAGGAAUGUUUUCAACCGUAUUCAAGCUCCAAAAGAGUUUAAUUUUAACAGUUUCAUGUAGACAAAAUAAUGUAUAGUACAAAGGGGGCGUACGUGGGUUGUUGUCAGCAGUAUAGUACUGCUUCGACUGAUAGCGUAUGAUCUGUAAAGCAACACCUGUCUCCCAGAGACCUUACUCACUGUUCUUGACGCCACUUGGUGGCGACAGUUGGUAGGGCACGUCAAAGACAAAGCAAAGCGCCUUAGGAACUGUCACGAGGAAAGUGUAUGGAGGCCCGCUUGUUGUCGGGUCUCCCUGCUAGGCCCCCUUUACGAGGCGGACCCGGGCGCCCGGGCCCCGCGUCGUGUAGUUCCAUGUCGCGUGGAAACGAUUAAUGCUAAUAAAAUGAUUUGUUUUAGAAUCGUUACUAGUUUGUUAUAAAAAACACCUUGUCUUCUACUCUUCAUAAGUUGACACUUCGGGACUGAAUUAAAUUCAUGAGUAAAUUAGUGUUAAAAUUUCUACAUACAUUAACAAUGAAUGUGAAAAUGAGAAUGUAUUUAACGCUCACGUUGGUGUGUGUUGAUGUCGUAUUUUACCCUUGUGGAGAUAACUCAACUUUUAGGCUGUAUGUUCAUAUAAAUGUUUAUUUAUUUAGCGUGGCGGCCCGUACACUGUGAUACCGGCGACAUGUGUCUGAGCGUAUUACGUGGCAAUUAUUAUAAGUAGCAUUCUGUUACAGUGAAAUUCUUGUAAUAAAUUGUGUUUAUUUGUGAACUUGUUAUAUUUAUAUUUCGAUUUUAAUUAGUGAAAAGUGAACAUUUAAUGAAAUAGCAAUCAAUUCUUACUUUCGUCUUGGUACUAAGGUUUGUGGGUGUGUACAGGCCGCCUAAUAUAAUUUUUGUAAAAAAAUGUCCCAUACAGCCUUUGUCUAGCAUCUCUUGUAGGGUAAUAAAUGAAGCAAUAAGUGUAUGUAUGUACUGAUGAUGUAAUCUUUAAAUGUUAACUGUUUCGAUUUAUUAUAUGGAAAAUAUGUUUUACUUUAUGAAGACGUGUAAAUAUUAAAAUAGAAAUAAAUAAUAAAAAUAAUGAUCACUGA